AUGACGAGUUCUCAUUUGCUUGUUCAUCCACGUAAGGCCUCUGUCCUGUUUGUCAGAAGCUGCAUUAACUUUGAUUGGAAAGCACCGAGGCACGACGAACAUCGGGCACGUCGUCUAGUGGAUGUUGAGACGUCUGCCACAGAGCAGAAUGAGCUGAGACAUGAUGAUCCUCCGAUCAAGACCGAGGCCAACUACGUCCCCCAGCUAGAGGAUGAGGAGCGUCGUAUCGAGAUCGAGGCCUACAAGAGAUCUCAUUGGCUCCACUAUCCACGUAAGAACUCCACAUUGAUCCCCCAAAGCUGUGCUAACUCUGAUUGGAAAGCACCGUGGUACGACGAACCUUGGGCGCGUCAAUUAAGGGGUGUUGAGACGUCCGUUCCAGAACAGAAAAAGUCUGUCCAUAAUGAUCCUCAGACUAAGGCUGAAGCCAAUUACGUCCCGCGACUCAGAGAGGAGAGCCGACGGAUUAAGACAGAAGCCGAGUCCUCCUUUCUAGACCAAACCUACCGCUAUGACGCCGCCACAGCCCGCGACAAAGCAUUACAGCCCUACCGCUUCUCCGAAGCCUGGGCCGGAUCAGCAUUAAGGGGAGGAGAGCCUAUGUUAGACCCAGGAUGCUGCCAAAGAUCCGAGGCCUCUUGCACUAGUACUGAGGUCAACAGCUCAGAAGUUGAGUCCCUGGACGGAUACGACACCGCCACAAUCCACAAUGAGGAGUUGCAAUCUUCUCGCUUCUCCGAGUACUUGGACGAAUCAGUGUCCGGAGAAAGAGAGCUUAUGUUGAACCAAGAAUUGCCUGUGUCACAGCCCUAUAUCAAAAAAGAUAGGCCAGCCCGACAGUCUGCUCGCCUUUCCACUCGACGGUCUACUCGACAGUCUACUCGACAGUCUACUCGACAGUCUACUCAACAGUCUGCCCAACGAUCAGCCCGACGUACAAAACGCAAGACCAAGCGGCCAGCGUCUUACCGCAUCAGAAAAUACUACGGAACUCAGCAGACCGCAUGGAUUGAUUGA
Molecule: messenger RNA, 1017 nt
Organism: Penicillium chermesinum
Lineage: Eukaryota; Fungi; Ascomycota; Eurotiomycetes; Eurotiales; Aspergillaceae
Exons: 1
Coding region: 1-1017 (338 amino acids)
Source: RefSeq, a predicted model, not a curated record